AUGCAGGGUGGGCUCCUGCUCCGGCUGCUCCUUGCCACAGCUCUGUGCCCCGGCCUCCUUGGGACAGCCUCGGUGCAGAACCUGCACCUCUGCGAGGGCUAUGCAGGCCCCGACGGCCGCUACCACCCCGGCUUCUACUGCCCACGGCUGAGUGACCCGGCCGACUACCGCUACUGCUGCCGCCGCAGCCCCCUCACCCUCAAGACCUGCUGCUCCCAGCUGGCCCUGGAGGCCCUCACUGGGGUGAACCUCUCCAGCCUGGCCGGCCCCGGGCUCCUCCGGAACCCGCUGGCCCUGCCCUUCGUGGGGCUCUACGGGCUUCUCAUCCUCCUCCUUAUGGCCGUCGACCUCUUCCACUUCUACCGGACCCGGCGCUGCCGCCUCGGCCGCCUCCUGCCCUGCGCCCGCUGCCUGCCCUGCGGCCUCCCAGGGGGGCCCCGCUCCCCGCUGCCCCCCAGCCGCGCCUGCUGAGGGGGGGGCCGC
This is a messenger RNA of Falco peregrinus (peregrine falcon), 483 nucleotides long. Its product is annotated as protein shisa-like-1a. The transcript is spliced from 3 exons. NCBI's taxonomy places the organism in Eukaryota, Metazoa, Chordata, Aves, Falconiformes, Falconidae. Bases 1 to 471 code for a protein of 156 amino acids. The record is from RefSeq and is a predicted model, not a curated record.